CGCAUAUCGGCGACCACCAGGGCAAACGCAAACCUGACCAGGCCGCGCAGGCUUGCAAGCAGCACAUCGGCGACUUCUGGACGAAAAGGAAACUUUCUCUGUCUUUUCUGCUGCGCAAGGAAAUGUCUCCGUAGAUGCCGCAUAACUUUGAAUGUCUCCGACAACCUCUCGAAGCACAAGUAGAUAAAAAGUCUUGUGGGCUGUUGGGCACGGUCUGGCUUGCAACGAGCAUCGCUAUUUUCCUGAUCUAUCGAUCCCCCUCUCUGAACCUGAUCCAGCCAACCCAAGCAAAGCAUUACAAUGGCAGACCACACCCACCACCAUGACGAUAGCCAUGGCACUUCGUCCGACGAUACUGCCUUCACUGAAGCCAACCGCGCACAUUGGAACAAAUCCGCCGCAACAUACACGUCGGAACAAUGGCAAAAAGAGCUAAUCAACAAAGUCACCGCCUUCAUCCAAACUCACGUCACCUUCAUCGGCGUACCUUUCCUCGACCCCUCGUCUACCUUCGAAGCCCCCGACCCAUCGCAACCUCCCCGGAGUGUCCGCGUCCUUGACUAUGCAUGCGGGCCCGGCACGGUCACCAGCGCCCUCGGCGCCCGCGCAACAGAGUACGUCGGCAUCGACCUGUCCGAGAACAUGGUGCAAGCGUACAAUCUGCGCUUCAACUACGACUCCUCCCCCUCAAGCGUGACUGUGACUGACGGUGCUGCCGACGAACGACCCCUGAAGGCGCACGCCGUGGUGGGCAACCUCCUGGAGGCCGAGGAACCCGCCCACCUGUCUGGGCCCGAGUAUCACAAUUUCGACCUCGUCGUCGUCGGCAUGGGGUUCCACCAUUUCGCCGACGUCCGCCUCGCGGCCAAACGGCUGGCCGCUCGGCUGAGGCCCGGCGGCAUCUUCUUGAUUCUAGAUUUUGUCACACAUGCCAUGGAACAGGAUGCGCAUCCGGACCUGAAGCAAGCGGUGCAUACGAUCAAGCAUCACGGCUUCAGCGAGGCUGAGCUCAAGGAUAUUUUUGCCGACGCUGGGCUCGAGGACUUUGCCAUCGUGAGGAUGGGUGACGAGGUACUGCUUAGGGGCACGUCGCGUAGGGAGCCGUUUAUGGCGAGAGGGCGAAAACCUUGAUGCUAGGCGUCCCCCAUCUUAGCAUGCUCGUGGCUGUUGUGGCUCUGUGAGAGCAGCUUCGCGGACUAGCUGAGAACAUCAAUAUUCAGCGUCCGAUAAAGUACGUGGAGGUGGGCAAGCCUUGUCAGCAUUAAGUCAGCGCGCUGCUGAUGAUCACUUGCGGCUGACUCGCCAGCACUAGUUGUCCACAAAAUCUCAAUUCGUUG
Molecule: messenger RNA, 1337 nt
Organism: Exophiala xenobiotica
Lineage: Eukaryota; Fungi; Ascomycota; Eurotiomycetes; Chaetothyriales; Herpotrichiellaceae
Exons: 2
Coding region: 301-1131 (276 amino acids)
Source: RefSeq, a predicted model, not a curated record